Molecule: messenger RNA, 1398 nt
Organism: Melanotaenia boesemani (Boeseman's rainbowfish)
Lineage: Eukaryota; Metazoa; Chordata; Actinopteri; Atheriniformes; Melanotaeniidae
Gene: tmem121b
Product: transmembrane protein 121B
Exons: 1
Coding region: 64-1251 (395 amino acids)
Source: RefSeq, a predicted model, not a curated record
UCUUUCCUCUUUGUCUCCACCUUUAACAUCACCAGGAAGGAAGAAAAGCGGAGAAAGGAGGCAAUGAUCUGUGAAUGUGGGAACGACAAACCGCAGACCGAGCAUUUCCAACCCGAACCGAGCCGCUGCCCAGACUCCCCCGUCUCCCCCUCCUCCUCCUCCUCCUCUGAGGCCGUGCAUCCGAGCGGGGGGCGGGACAGCCAGACCAGCAGCGGGAGCCUCAUCCCUGAGGACACUGGCAGCUUCCAGCCCCUGGUCUCCUCCUCAUCCUCCGCCUGCACCAUGACAUCGGGGGAGCUGAUGCAGAGCACCCCGCUGCUCGCGCACAGGUCCACGCGGAGCUUGCUGUACAAGGCGCUCUGCUUCCUGCUCCUGCUGUUCCAGGGAGGGGUUCUGGACUUCUACCUCAUCGUCUUCACCGACCUGUACUGGUGCUCGUGGAUCGCCACGGACCUGGUGGUCGUCUCGGGCUGGGGUAUUUUCUUCCUGAAGAACGCGCGGAGUAAACGGGAGCGCGCCUGCGGCUUCCACCAGAAGAGCUCCAUCUUCGGCUGCAACCUCGGGGAGUUCACCUACGCCUACCUGGCCUGGCUCAUCUAUGUCAUCGCGUGCACACCUAAGGUGGUGCUGAUUCUGGAGACGUCCAUUCUGGAGCAGAUCGCGCUCAAAGUCCCGUGCGGACUGACCGGUUUUAAGAUCCUCGUGCUGCUGUCCGCGCCGCUGCUCUUCUGCCUCAUCAACUCUAUCGUGGUGGACCUGAACGGCUCCACGCGCCACCACUCCCAGAGCUGCUUCAUGAGCACGUGCCUGGACCUGCUGGACAGCUUCACCCUGCUGGAGGUGCUGCUGAGGGACGAGCUCCCCUCUGUGUACCUGAAGUACACCGUGAUAUCCGUGUACUUCGUGGCCCUCGCGGUUCCGGUGGUCUGGCUCUACGAGCUGACGGCGUCCGAGCUGCGCUGCGGGUGGCUGUGCGCGCGCUUCUCCACCGGCCUGCUGGUCAACGCGCCGCUGCUCGUGGUCAGGUGUUUCCAGGUGUACGUCUACAAGAUGCCCGUGUCCGUGUUCAUGUUCAAGAACAUCUUCUUCCUGGUGUGUCGGCUACUGGAGCUGAUGGAGCAGUGCGUGGCGGUGCACGGGGUCCGGAGGCUGGCUGGGGGGGGCAACCCGGCCCAGUUCUCCCACUGCGUGUCUGAGAACGACAUGUGUCCGCACGGGUAUGUUAACACCCUGGCCGUGAGCCAGUCAUAGAGCCGCUGGAGGUGAUGGAAGAGCUGGAAACAUCUGCAUCCAGACAGCAGAACAACCACGUGAAGGUCAUGCUGGUCAGGGCCGCUGCUAGCUAUCUGGGGGCCCUAAGCACAACUGUUUUGUGGGGCCUCUAAACACACAGACACA